Molecule: messenger RNA, 1414 nt
Organism: Phyllostomus hastatus (greater spear-nosed bat)
Lineage: Eukaryota; Metazoa; Chordata; Mammalia; Chiroptera; Phyllostomidae
Gene: GHITM
Product: growth hormone inducible transmembrane protein
Exons: 9
Coding region: 167-1204 (345 amino acids)
Cellular component (GO): mitochondrial inner membrane
Source: RefSeq, a predicted model, not a curated record
CGUCAGGCAGCCAGCCGGUGAACUGUGCGUUUGCAGACCGUGGGAGGCGGGAGGGCGGCCUAGGUGUGCGCGUCUGCGUUUUGCUGUCCCGGAAGGAGAACUGCGCGGUUGAGGGGACUGGGGAUCGAGCAUUUUAGAUCGGCUUUGGUAAACCUGGUUCACCACCAUGCUGGCCGCAAGACUUGUGUGUCUCCAGGUUCUACCUUCCCAGAUUUUCCACCCAGCUUUCACCAAGGCCUCCCCAAUUGUGAGGAAUUCCAUCAGGAAGAAUCAAUGGCUUUUAACACCCAGCAGGGAAUAUGCCAGCAAGACAAGAAUUGGGGUCCGACGUAGUAGAACUGGCCAAGAACUCAAGGAAGCAGCAAUGGAACCAUCAAUGGAAAAAAUAUUUAAAAUUGAUCAGAUGGGAAGAUGGUUUAUUGCUGGAGGGGCUGCUGUUGGUCUUGGAGCAUUGUGCUACUAUGGCUUGGGAAUGUCAAAUGAGAUUGGAGCAAUCGAAAAGGCUGUAAUCUGGCCCCAGUAUGUCAAGGAUAGAAUUCAUUCCACCUAUAUGUACUUGGCAGGAAGUAUUGGUUUAACAGCUUUGUCUGCCCUGGCAGUGAGCAGAACUCCUGUUCUCAUGAACUUCAUGAUGAGAGGCUCUUGGGUGACAAUUGGUGCAACCUUUGCAGCUAUGAUUGGAGCUGGAAUGCUGGUACAAUCAAUACCAUAUGACCAGAGCCCAGGCCCAAAGCAUCUUGCUUGGUUACUACAUUCUGGUGUGAUGGGUGCUGUGGUAGCUCCUCUGACGAUAUUAGGGGGGCCUCUUCUCAUCAGAGCUGCAUGGUACACAGCAGGCAUCGUAGGAGGCCUCUCCACUGUGGCAAUGUGUGCACCGAGUGAGAAGUUUCUGAACAUGGGCGCACCCCUGGGAGUGGGCCUGGGUCUUGUCUUUGUGUCCUCUCUGGGAUCUAUGUUUCUUCCACCUACCACUGUGGCUGGUGCCACUCUGUACUCAGUGGCAAUUUAUGGUGGAUUAGCUCUUUUCAGCAUGUUCCUUCUUUAUGAUACGCAGAAAGUAAUCAAGCGUGCAGAAAUAGUACCAGUGUAUGGAGUUCAAAAAUAUGAUCCCAUCAAUUCGAUGCUGAGAAUCUACAUGGACACGUUGAAUAUAUUUAUGCGAGUUGCCACUAUUCUAGCGACUGGGAGCAACAGAAAGAAGUGAAAUGACUCAGCUUCUGACUUCUUUAGUGUAUCAGACAUCUUGCUUGUUUAAUAGGGGCAGGUAUUCAUUAAUAGUUCAAGCAGCUUUCGUUGAAGUUUAGAAGAUAAGAACUUGUCAUCCUGUUUGAAAUGUCCCAGUAAUGUGAUACUUCAGGUCUGCUUUUCUUCUGGAGAAUAAAUUCAGUAGUUCUCUGCCAAAUGAGCACACACA